UCGCCCUAACUAUGUACACAUCUGCACUACCAGGUCCCUGCUGCCAACGUAACUCGCCCGCUACGUCGACUUUAUUACCCUGCCUCUGCGAGAAGCAUAGCACUUAAUGAAGUCGACGCAGGGAUUGCUUACGGAGGCUUAAGUGGCCACCGGGAGUUGUCCCACAAUGCUCCGCAGUGACCGCUCCAGUCAGCGUUCUUAACUCCGCUGCCCUGCAGCCGGGUACACAGGUACCCCUCCCCUGUUAAAGGACCAGGAGCUUUAGUAUGUCCCAUGUCUUGUUUGUUCAGCGUGGAGAUCUCACCCACUCAGAUGAGCAUACGGGGUCCACGCGCCAAACGCUCUCCUGCCUGGAGUAGGCAAGAGGUGUUGGAUCUCCUUGGCCUGUGGGGAGAAGAGCCUGUGCAGGCACAGCUCCAGUCCAGCCGUAGAAAUGCAGAUGUCUAUGAGAAGAUCUCUCAGGGCAUGGUGGCGAAGGGCUACCAGAGGGACCUGCUGCAGUGUCGCGUGAAAGCAAAGGAGCUGCGGCUCGCGUACCAGAAGGCAAGGGAGGUGAACGGUCGCUCUGGUGCAGCACUGCAGACGUGCCCCUUUUACAAAGAGCUGCAUGCUAUCCUCUGCAAUGACCCCACCCCCAAGAGCCGCCUGGAGGAGUCGGAGUCCCAGGGCACCGCAGGCAGUGGUGCGUCGGAGCUGCUGGAUGAGGAAGAGGAGGAGACGAAUAAGAGACAGGCGAGCGGAGGGUCCGUUGUCCUGGGGGGACAGGAGCUGUUUGUAACCCCGGAGCCAUCCAGCCAGUUGCAGCACGGCAGCAUGGCUGACCGUGAUGCUGGGGAGGGUACCUCUGCCAGGAGCGCAGCCUGGGGCUCUCCCUCCACGCCGUCGGCGGGGCUCUUCCAGAUAAGACGAAGGUCAAAGAGAACAUGUGAUGAUGCGCCACAUGAGACAAUGAACGCCUCUGGGAGGGCGGACACCGAGCCGAGGACCGCUGUCUUGGAAAAAAUGGACAUUAUGAGCAGGGCGCAAGCCAAGGAGACUGAGCGUCGCAUGCAGCAGGAGGUGCUGGGGAUUCUGAAGGAACAAACAGACAUUUUGAGGCGUCUGCUUGACCUUCAGGAGCGAUACUUUAAGUCUCGACUCCCACUGCAGCACAUCCAGAACAGCACUCUAACAUCGCCCUACUUCCCCUCCCCUCCUCGCACACAUUCCACUUGGCGGAGGGACCCGAUGCAGUAUCCCUUCUGCUCAGUCCCCGGGGAGGGUGCAUGGAAUCCCAGCCGCCCAUUCACUGACGUGCUACGGGCAGGGGGCCCGAAGCUUUAA
Chelonoidis abingdonii (Abingdon island giant tortoise) is the source of this 1323-nucleotide messenger RNA. NCBI's taxonomy places the organism in Eukaryota, Metazoa, Chordata, Testudines, Testudinidae. The record is from RefSeq and is a predicted model, not a curated record.